AUGAGCGGCGGCGGUAGGCGGUUCGUAAAUCUGGGGGUGUAUGACCAGCUCAAACGCGUCUAUUCGCUGCGGCGCCUAGACCUCUCCAAGAUGGAAUUUUUUCACCAAUCGGUAGAAGAGACGGCCGCGCAUGCGAAGGUGGUGCCAACACUGACGCCCGCCAAGGCCUGGGCGCCCAACAGGAGAAGAAGCUUCAAGACUGCUUUGGCGGCGGCGGAGGCGGCGGCGCCCAAGAUCAAGUCUCCAAAAAGCCAGGUGAUGAUGAGGCCGCCGGUAGUCUCGUCCUCCCUGCCGACCAAUCAUGUCAUUCAUUUCUUCCCCACCGCGUCGGAGAACAAGGUCAUCUUGGGGGACCGCGCCAACAACCUGUUCCGCUUUGACACGGGCGAGCACUGCCGCUGCAUCGAUAGCAUGCCAAACCUCCACCAGCACAAGGACUCGCCGCUGGCCAUCUCCGUCCCUCCGUCGGCCUUGCACCUCCAUGAUGGCGAAGACACGGGCGAUCUCUACAUCAUCGAUCAGGUCCUACACCCGGACAUGGCGGAAUUGCGGCCGCAGUUCGAGGCCCUGCUGUGGAGGGGCCGCCGCCCGUCCGCCGCAUGUCGCAGGUCCUGGCACUGCGACAUCCUCCCACUGCCCCCGUGGAUCAUCCACCACAAGCACGCCUUGGUCUACGGUCACGCCCUUGUCGGCGGUGACACCAUCUGCUUCUCCAUCUCUGGCGCAGAGGGCACCGGCACCUACUGCUUCCACACCGCGACUCGCGAGUGGAGCAAGGCUGGCGACUGGAUCAUGCCGUUCAAUGGCAAAGCGGAGUACGUCCCGGAGCUCGGGCUCUGGUUUGGCCUCUCACGCCGCCUCCCCAUCGCUGUCGACCUCUCUGGCGUUGUCAGAGGGGAGGAGCCGCUGCCAGACAAGUUGCGGAUCUGGGAGGAUGAUGACCUGCCAGAGGAGUGCACGUGGCAGCCGAAUGAAUUGUGCGACUCCAAGAUCAUCAGCCUCGGCUCAGGCAGGUUCUUCUUUGCUGGCUUCUUUAAUGACAUGAAAUUCGACAAGGACAGCAGCGAGAUGGUUACUGGCCAGCAAUUUGCCCUCUUUACUGGUAUGGAGGUAGUGUACGGCAAUGGCAAUGGCGUCAACAAAGACAAUUUCAACUGCAAUAGUGGCAACAAUGGCACCAGCAAAGACGAUGGCAACAAUGCCAACAACGGCAGCAAAGGCAAAGGGAUGAUUCGUGGCCUUCGUAUGAUUAAGCACAAGUCCAAACGUUACAUGUUUACGAAGCAGCUGAGCAUCGAGGCGGUGCUCUGA
Triticum turgidum subsp. durum (durum wheat) is the source of this 1311-nucleotide messenger RNA. NCBI's taxonomy places the organism in Eukaryota, Viridiplantae, Streptophyta, Magnoliopsida, Poales, Poaceae. The record is from the annotation of a GenBank genome assembly.